CCCUCGGGACCGGGGAUGGCGGGGGCCUGCGGAAGGGUAGCCCGGGACCCCCGCUUUGACGAUUUGUCAGGGGAAUAUAAUCCUGAAGUGUUUGACAAAACGUAUCAAUUCCUGAAUGACAUCCGAGCCAAAGAGAAAGAGCUUGUGAAAAAGCAGUUGAAGAAGCACCGUUCAGGGGAGAAGCAUGAGAAGCUGCAGCAGCUGCUUCAGCGAAUGGAGCAGCAAGAAAUGGCACAGCAGGAGCAGAAGCGGCAGCAGGAGCUGCGCCUGGCUCUGAAGCAGGAGCGGCGGGCGCAGGCCCAGCAGGGCCAUCGUCCGUACUUCCUGAAGAAAUCUGAACAGCGCCAGCUGGUCCUAGCUGAGAAGUUCAAGGAGCUGAAACGCAGCAAGAAGCUAGACAGCUUCUUGAGUCGAAAAAGGCGCCGGAACGCAGGCAAAGACAGGCGACAUCUCCCUUUGAAUAAGGACUAAUAGGAACUGACCUCAGCUCUGCCACUGCCCCAGUGAGAACUGGGUCUGUGGGACAGACUGGGGCUUGGCCUAUUCUGGGUCUCUCCCCUUCAAGGACAAGGAUCACAGCUGCCCUUGAACUAGAUUGGCUCAGCAAUGACUAAAGGGUUCUUGGGCUGCCCUAGGGAUGGACAGGAACAGCUCAGCCUUCGCCAUGCCACACUCCUCUGCUUGAAUCUGGUUCAUCAUGUACUCGUGUCCUCCCAUCCUUGCCUUAAACCAGGGAUAGGAACCUUUUUUCUGCCAAGGGCCAUUUGUAUAUUUCUAACAUUCAUGGGCCAUACAAUAUCAUCAGUUUAAAAAUUAGCGGCCGUAUUUGAUCAAACAUUUAAUGAACUCAUCCCUAAUGCCGUGGCAGGGCCAGACCAAGUGAUGCCAUGGGCCUUAUAUGGCCCGCAGGCUGAACAUUCCCAGCCCCUGUGAAAUCAGUAAUUCUGACAGGAAAAAAAGGGUCAGUGACCUUAGGUUAGUGAAGGCCAUGGAGUCUGUUGAUGGCUUCCAGGACUGGGACUUUAUGUAGGAGCCAGUUAAUAAACAUUCCUGUCGCUCAAAAAAAAAAAAUAAAAAAAAAUAAAG
Myotis daubentonii (Daubenton's bat) is the source of this 1086-nucleotide messenger RNA. It is a transcript of the gene RRP36, whose product is annotated as ribosomal RNA processing 36. Gene Ontology annotation, biological process: maturation of SSU-rRNA from tricistronic rRNA transcript (SSU-rRNA, 5.8S rRNA, LSU-rRNA). The record is from RefSeq and is a predicted model, not a curated record. Gene Ontology annotation, cellular component: 90S preribosome; nucleolus. Lineage: Eukaryota; Metazoa; Chordata; Mammalia; Chiroptera; Vespertilionidae.